Molecule: messenger RNA, 4315 nt
Organism: Pygocentrus nattereri (red-bellied piranha)
Lineage: Eukaryota; Metazoa; Chordata; Actinopteri; Characiformes; Serrasalmidae
Gene: slc25a14
Product: solute carrier family 25 member 14
Exons: 8
Coding region: 45-1046 (333 amino acids)
Biological process (GO): mitochondrial transport
Cellular component (GO): mitochondrial membrane
Source: RefSeq, a predicted model, not a curated record
UUAAUACAGUCGCCUGUGUGUUUUUUCCCGGUGCACAUUCGGCUAUGCAGCUGACUGCACUGGGUGCAUUAAUAACGGGCUGGACGAUGCUGUGCAAUGUUCGAUGGAAACAACUCGUUUACAGCCAUUUUGGCUUUUUGCUGUUUUUAGUGGGCCUCCAGCAAGCUGAGGGUUCCGCGACGGAAAUGGCAAACCUGAACUGGAAACCGUUCGUCUACGGGGGGAUGGCCUCAAUCGUCGCCGAAUUUGGUACCUUCCCCAUUGAUUUGACGAAGACACGGUUGCAGGUCCAAGGCCAGUCCCAGUGCAUGGAGGUCCGCUACAGGGGCAUGUUCCAUGCCUUGCUCAGGAUUGGACAGGAAGAGGGCAUCCGAGCGCUGUACUCUGGGAUUUCACCUGCACUCCUAAGGCAAGCUUCAUAUGGGACAAUAAAGAUUGGCACGUACAAUACCCUGAAGAAAUUGUUUGUGAGCCGUCCUGAAGAUGAGACCAUGGUAAUCAAUGUGUUCUGUGGUGUGGUGUCUGGAGUUUUGUCCUCUACUUUAGCUAACCCCACAGAUGUGCUAAAGAUUCGUAUGCAGGCUCAGGGGAGUCUGCUACAGGGCAGCAUGAUGGCCAACUUCAUUAAUAUCUACCAGACAGAGGGCACCAGAGGAUUGUGGAGGGGUGUCAUUCCCACAGCACAGCGGGCAGCCAUUGUGGUUGGUGUAGAGCUGCCUGUGUAUGAUAUCACUAAGAAGCACUUGAUUCGUUCCGGCCUUAUGGGAGACACUGUUUUGACUCAUUUCAUUUCCAGUUUUGCUUGUGGCCUGGCGGGGGCACUAGCCUCUAAUCCUGUAGAUGUGGUUAGGACUCGGAUGAUGAACCAGCGUGUGCUGUCUGGGAACUUCCUGUACAAAGGCACACUGGAUGGACUCAUGCAGACUUGGAGAAACGAAGGCUUCUUCGCCCUCUACAAGGGAUUUUGGCCCAACUGGCUGCGCUUGGGACCCUGGAACAUCAUUUUCUUCAUCACCUUUGAGCAGCUGAAGAAGCUUCCAUUAUAGCUGAACCAGUGACACUCCACAGGCUAAAAGUGUGUGUGUGUGUGUGGAGAGGCAAGGGAACACACUGCACCUCUCCUGCCUUUGUCCUUCCGUGAGCGUUCACAAUCCCUCCUCUGUCACUCCCUUUAUGUGCAUGUUUAUUUAAGUGUUCUUCUUUUUAGAUUGAUAUAUAUUUUUCUUUUUUUCCCGAUAAAACCUUUUUUUUAAUGAGCCCCUUUUGCACCCAAGCCUUGUUUUUGGUUUCUUUGUUUUGUUUUUUUUUUCCUCUCCUGGCAGCUAAACAAACCUUGUCUUAGCAUUGGAAAUGCUAUGUCAGCUAGUAACCACAUUUGAACUAAUUUCAAGAGAAAAAUCUGAAAACGGGAGACUUAUAGUCUCAGAGUGGUUUCAUACUAGCUACUUGACCUAACUUUACUGAGUUUUCUCAGGAAGUCCCUCAGUUUCAUUGUUGGGGAAUAACUAGCAAUGGUUGCUUCCAUUUGGCCAACAGAACAUUGCUAGUGUCUAGGUGAAUACCAGAGACAUGUGAAAUGCUUUUAAGGCAAUUAUUUAGUCUUUGUAUAAAUGAACAGUGUAUCCUGCCCAGAUCAGUUUGCCUGAGCACUUUCAUGUGGCCUGUAGAUUCUAAAUAUCACUCAAAUCUGUAUAUGACCCUGUUACAAGCAUUACUGUAGGCAAGAGUGUCCUGAAGCUGGUCCAGAUUGGCUGAUGUUUCAAAACCCUUUUUUUGCUUGAGUGAAAUGCAAAAUGCGUCUGUCUUGCAGGCACUCUCUCAUACUUAAACAUCGCAUCUUGUGUUUUGUGUAGUGGCCUCAGUAAAACUUUGCUUGAGUCACCAGGACCCUGCAUGUUUCUCUAGAAGAUGCAGGGUCCUGGUGGUCUUCAGUACGUUCAUGCCUGCACCACUGUGUGCAAAUGUAUGGCUGUUUUGUAUACGGGCAAGAACAUAUGAAUGAGUAGAAUAUUUUGAUAGAAGUGAUAAACUGUAUAUAAUUCUGUUGCACAUUAGAAUGUUUGAGCUUUUCUUUUAGAGUUUUUUCUUUCUUUCUUUCUUUCUUUUUUUAAAUUAAACAACUCCAUGAAAGAUGUAUGUAGCGUUGGAGCACUGGGCUCAUUGCCAAAGUGUACUGUACAGAACUGCACUGUUGUGAAUGAGCUUUCAAAUUAUCUUUAGGACGGUACUGUUACAUAUUGUACACUCUCUGGUCAUAAUGAUUUCAUGGUCAGUCCUUUGCACUUGAUUUGAAUCCUGCUUUUAAUAUGCCUUCACAUUCUGCAUAUGCCUCUUGGCUACUGGUUACCACAUGUGAAAGGAGCUACAUUUAAGACUGAACCAGCAAUAUCUAUUUUGCUUCCUGACUCUGUUAUUGUAGAGAUUAUAAGCAAAACUGCUUUAUUGCACCUGGAACAUUGUUGUUCGGUACAUGUAUCUCAUGUAUUGAUCUUGGUGGCUUUUGAAAUUGGCUUUUGAAAAGUCAAUUUGGAAAGAGUUUGGUGAGCCACAGUGCCGGUAUAAAAGCUAUUUUUAAUAUUUAUAAUUAAUUCUGAAAAUGUUUUAAUGCUCAUUCAGUGAAAUAUAGGCAUUUAAAUCACACUGUAGCUCCUCUCAAGAGUAACAGCCAACUUUUCAUGCUACUUUGUCACGUUGAUAAGAGCUAAGAUUUGUCAUGUCUUGUGUUUUCUUUGGAUUUGCCUCAGUUUGUUAAGGUUAAAUGAUCUUUGAAUGCCUGGAUUAUUUCACAGUUUUUCUUUUUUGUACUCUUGCCUCUACUGUCUCCUCUCCUCUGGCUACUUCUUCCUCUUCCUACGCACGAUGCAUGCUGUUUUCUUUCACACUUUUCUGCCAUUGUAAAAUGCCUAUUUCCAUGUGCUGCCAAGACCAAGAAACAGAUACACCCAUGUGCCAUUUCACACUUUUCUCUCGUAGAUUUCCAACAGCAUUACUUUGUAUUAUUUUUCCCUUUUAUUGUCCUCUCAUUUGUUCCAUUUUUGAGUUCCUGAUUAAGGAAUUUUCAUGGCCUUAGCUAGCAUAUAGUAUCUUUUUCAUUGUUUUGCAGAACCAAAGGACUUAUUUAUUGUAUGUUAAAUUUAAGGUGAUGUAUGUGAUUGCAUACAUUUCAUUGCUAAUGUAUAAACUGAUUUGGUGUGUGACUAUAGGGUUUUGGGUUGUAUAAAAGAAAGACACCUCUGCGCGGUCUCUACCUCUUACAUGGCUGUAGAUCUUUGAAAAAGACUCGAGUGGAUUAUUGAAAUUAUAUUUACAUAUUGGCUUUAUAUAUUUUAAAUUCUACUUUGGUGGAUAAAUUCUUUCGGCAUAUGGAGGACAAGAAUGCAAAGGGGAUCUUGAAUGAAAAUGGCGCUGUGGAAUCUGCAUGGAGAACGUGGAUUUAAGUUGACAGAAUCUAAAUUUGUAUCAAUCAUAUAUUGACUUUAGCCUCCAACAUGGUUUCCAUGCCUUCCUUCAUCAUCAUCGAUGCACUUUCCAUACGCUUCGACUUCUGUCAUAACUAUUUGCUGGAUUACUGCUCUGCUCACUCUCAGUCAACUGACUUGCCAAGUUGUCUCACCUUUGAUAGUUCUCAGCUAUGAUGGUGAACUUGCAAUCAUAAUAUAAUAAUUUGUUGCUUGAUGAUGAACAGUAUGAAACUUGACUAUAUUCUGUGGCUGGUUUUGCUUUGUAUGACAUCAACGUGCACCUGAUAAUAAAACAAGUUUCCUGAUGGUUGGUUACUUUGAUUCGGAACACAUUUUUCACAUGUUAACAAUUAUACUGCACUGACAAAAGGUUCAUUAACCAUCUAAGACCAUCUGCUGUUUGUGACUUCCCUUUUAUUGAGCUCUCAUGUUCUUCACUUAGGGAGCCAUAUAUCCCCCGUCCCCCCUUGUGGUUCACUUUUACAUGAAAUUUUUCCAAUUUCACAUAAUGCCUUACAAUUAAAUAGGCUGUUUCUUGAAACUGAGCUAAAUUUGUUUCUGCUUCAAGCUUGCAUGCUUGGAUUUGCUCUAAUUUCAUGGCCAAGCAGCUGCAUACAAGCCUGAGAUCACUUUAUGCAAUACUGAGCAUUGGCUGGAAGGGUGUGAAAUGGCGUCAUUGAACUCCUGAGCAGUGGAAAUGUGUUGGCCAUUUUACCGCCCAUGGUUUUGGAAGGAGAUGUCCAAGUUUAUGUAGAUGUGAUAGUCAGGUGUCCACAUACUUUUGGUACACCAUAUAGUGUAAAUUUCUCCUGAAAAACUUCAAUUUGAUUGGAUUAAACAGAACGAUUCUGAAA